UAAGAUGUGGCGGUUGCUGUGGCUGGCGGUGGGAGUGGCUGCAAUCCCCCCGCACCAGGAGACUGCUCGGGUCGCGCGCUUCGUGGCCCACUUGUGUGACUGGGGCGCGCUGGCCACGAUCUCCGCGCAGGAUCCUCCAAUGCGGGGCCAGCCCUUCGUCAAUGUCUUUUCCGUCAGCGAUGGGCCGGUGGGGUCAGAAGGUAGUGGGAUCCCGUACAUGUACCUGACGGCGCUGGAGAUCUCAGUGCGUGACUUGAAGGUGAAUGCAAAUGCCUCCCUAACUAUGUCCUUAGCACAGACUUCUUACUGCAAGCAGCAUGGUUAUGAUCCUCAAAGUCCUCUAUGUGCCCAUGUGAUCUUCUUUGGCAUAGUUGAGACGGUUCAGAAUGGUACAGAAGCUGAUUUUGCAAAGACAGCACUCUUCAGUAGACAUCCUGAAAUGGUAUACUGGCCAGUAGGGCAUAACUGGUUUUUUGCCAAACUGAACAUCACCAACAUCUGGCUUCUAGACUACUUUGGUGGAAUCAAAACUGUGACCCCAGAAGACUAUUUUAAUGCUGUACCCUAUGGGAUUUUAAUGGGCUUCGUGAAUGCAAAUGCCUCCCUAACUAUGUCCUUAGCACAGACUUCUUACUGCAAGCAGCAUGGUUAUGAUCCUCAAAGUCCUCUAUGUGCCCAUGUGAUCUUCUUUGGCAUAGUUGAGACGGUAACCAAUAUUUGUGCUGAUAUCAAGAAUACACGUGUAAACACUAGCUCAGAAUUAUAA
Messenger RNA from Candoia aspera, 766 nucleotides. RefSeq names its product cellular repressor of E1A stimulated genes 1 (gene CREG1). The transcript has 5 exons. Bases 5 to 766 code for a protein of 253 amino acids. The record is from RefSeq and is a predicted model, not a curated record. NCBI's taxonomy places the organism in Eukaryota, Metazoa, Chordata, Lepidosauria, Squamata, Candoiidae.